CCGGAAGUGUUUAGGUAGCGCUAUAGAAGCAGAAGUCUGCGUUAAUCCAAACAGCGAGCCGACUGAAGGGCUUUCCUCCCUACGGGGACAGCAUGGCGUUCAUAACAGCCAACUGGAAUCCUCUCGGCAAGGCGUUUUACAGGAAAACUGAGUUGUAUGAGAUGGGGUGGAAUUUGCGUGAGGGACUCAAAGACUGUCUUGUGGCCGCUGCCCCCUAUGGAGGACCGAUAGCACUACUAAAGGAGCCUCAAAGACGUUCUCCUAGCAGUCGUCCUCAGCUGGAGAUUUACUCAUCAUCUGGUGUCGCCAUGGCCAGCUUCCUGUGGAAGAGUGGACCUGUGGUGCAGCUGGGCUGGUCGGUUUGUGAUGAGCUGUUGUGUAUUCAGGAGGACGGGACGGUUCUCAUAUAUGACCUGUUUGGAUCCUUUAAGAGACACUUCAGCAUGGGACAGGAGGUAGUCCAGAGUCAAGUGUUGGAGGCCAAAGUUUUCCAUUCACCCUAUGGAACUGGGGUUGCCAUAGUAACAGGAGCCUCCCGCUUCACCCUGGCAACAAACAUUGACGACCUAAAACUGAGGCGACUACCUGAGAUUCCAGCCCUGCAAGGGGCACCAUCCUGCUGGGCUGUACUGACUCAGGAUAGACAGACCAAGGUUCUGCUGGCCAAUGGAACUGACCUUUUCAUACUAGAUAACACUUCCUGUACAGCUGUGACUCCCCCUGGACUGAGUCCUCAAGUCAGCAGUAUUGUCCACAUGGCCGUGUCCUUCAGCUACAAAUACCUGGCCUUGUUUACAGACACUGGACACCUGUGGACAGGAUCUGCCCACCUUCAGGAUAAACUCAGUGAAGUGGACACCAAGGUCAGGACUCCACCAAAACAAAUGGUCUGGUGUCGUAGACCCAAGAGUCAGCAACCAUCUGUGGUGUUAAUGUGGGAUCGGCUGCUCCUGGUGGCAGGAGUCUGUACUGACACCAUUCAGUAUCCUCUGGAUGAAGAGUGUGUGUGUGUUGGGGAGUUGGAUGGAGUGCGGCUCAUAGGAGGCUCUCGUCAUGAGCUCUUGCAGGAGGUGCCAGCUGUCUGUGAGGAGAUCUUCAAGAUUGCCUCCAUGGCCCCAGGAGCACUGCUACUGGAGGCCCAUAAGGAGUAUGAGAAGUCCAGUCAGAAGGCAGAUGAGUACCUGAGGGAGAUCAAGGAGCAAAGCAUGCUGGGAGAGGCUGUUCGACAGUGUGUGGAGGCAGCGGGACACGAACAAGACUCACAAACUCAGAAGGCUCUGCUCAGGGCGGCGUCAUUUGGAAAAUGUUUCCUGAACACCUUCAGUCCAGACACCUUUGUCUCCAUCUGCAGAGAUCUGAGAGUCCUGAAUGCUGUGAGAAAUUACACUGUGGGAAUGCCGCUCACACACACACAAUAUAAGCAGAUGACGGUGCAGGUGUUGAUUGACAGGCUAGUGUAUCGUCACUUUUAUCCUCUGGCCAUAGAAAUCUGUCAGUACUUAAAGAUACCAGAGUACCAGGGAGUCAGCAGAGUGCUCAAACACUGGGCCUGUUGCAAGGUGCAGCAGAAGGAGGAGUCAGAUGAUGUCAUAGCUCGAGCCGUCAGCACCAAACUGGGGGAGACUCCAGGAAUCUCCUUCUCUCACAUCGCCUCAAAGGCCUACACCUGUGGCCGCACUGAGCUGGCUAUCAAACUGCUGGACUAUGAGCCUCGCUCUGGGGAGCAGGUUCCUCUGCUGUUAAAGAUGAAGAGGAGUCAGCUGGCUCUGAGUAAAGCUAUAGAGAGUGGAGACACUGACCUGGUAUACACAGUAGUGAGUUUUCUGAAGAAUGAGAUGAACAGAGGGGAUUUCUUCAUGACGCUACGUAACCAGCCAGUAGCCCUCAGUCUUUACACACAGUUCUGUAAAUUGCAGCAGCAGGAGACUCUGAAGGAUCUCUUUAACCAGGACGAUGAUCACCAGGAACUAGCUAACUACCAUGUAACGGCUAGCUACAGAGAGAAGCGUUUGGAGUCUCGUCUUUCUCUGCUACAGACAGCUGUAGAUGAAUACAACAAGGCCAAGAAUGAGUUUGCAGCCAAGGCCACAGAAGAGGAGAUGCGCCUCCUUCGCUUCCAGAAGAAGCUAGAUGAGGAGAAAGGGGCGGGGCUACUGGGACUGUCUCUACAGGCCACCAUGGAGGCGCUGUUGGCCUCUGGUCUCCACAAGCAGGCAGAACAACUCUACAGAGACUUCAGAGUGCCCGACAAGAGGUAUUGGUGGUUGAAGUUGAGGUCUCUGGCCGAGAAGGAGGAUUGGGAGGAGCUUGAGAAAUUCGCCAAGAGCAAGAAGUCUCCUAUUGGCUACCUGGUCUUUAUAGAAGUGUGUGUAAAACAUCACAAUAAGUAUGAGGCCAAGAAGUACAUUUCAAAGGUAACACCAGAGCAGAAGGUCAAAGCUCACCUGGCUGUUGGUGAUCUGGAGGGAGCAGCGGAGGCAGCCAUAGAGAGGAGGAGCGAAGCAGAGAUCGGGAUGGUGUUGGCCCAAUGUUCUGCCUCCACUGACCGCCUUCUCAUAGACAGACUCAACCGGGCCAGAACCACCACUGGAAAAAAAUGAUCCUCUCUCCAAACCAGAACCGUUGCUUCAUAAAAGUGAAUCCUCCAUCUGAAGUCGAGUGAAAAGAAGCUCAGGCUGAGCACUGCCAUAAGAUAAACACGGCCUUCAUCUUCCUCUCUACAGCGCAGUAUAAGUACCAGUAUAGAUCCAAACACAUCUGUCUAAAGAAUAAACAUGUUGUCAGUCUUUGACAAACA
This is a messenger RNA of Lampris incognitus (smalleye Pacific opah), 2797 nucleotides long. It is a transcript of the gene vps16, whose product is annotated as VPS16 core subunit of CORVET and HOPS complexes. The transcript has 25 exons. Gene Ontology annotation, biological process: endosomal transport; intracellular protein transport; vacuole fusion, non-autophagic. The record is from RefSeq and is a predicted model, not a curated record. Bases 93 to 2600 code for a protein of 835 amino acids. Gene Ontology annotation, molecular function: actin binding. Lineage: Eukaryota; Metazoa; Chordata; Actinopteri; Lampriformes; Lampridae. Gene Ontology annotation, cellular component: cytoplasm; lysosomal membrane; endosome.